Messenger RNA from Anolis sagrei ordinatus, 2418 nucleotides. The record is from RefSeq and is a predicted model, not a curated record. Lineage: Eukaryota; Metazoa; Chordata; Lepidosauria; Squamata; Anolidae.
AUGUCGAUUUUUGUGGAGAACUUGCUGCCAAGCUGUUUUCUAGCACAAAAGAACCACUUCUCUCCAUCGAGGUGCCUAUUGCUGUUACUUCUUCUUGCUUUGAUUUCAAACAGUGAAGGUCAGACGAGCAAAAUAGUCCUGUCCCUUACACCAUCAGAGAGAGCUGCUCUCAAGGAAGGAAUAAACUUCUUAAGGAACAAAGCAGAUGGAAAGAGUUUCAUCUUAUACAAGGACGGAGACACUGUACGAGCAUGCCAGAACACAUGCAAACACCAGGGAGGGGUGUUUAUUGCAGAUAUUGAAGAUCUAACAGGAAAAUGUGUACGUUGUACUAAACAUAACUGGCGGCUGGAUAUGAGCACAAUGAAAUAUGUUAACCCUCCAGAUAGCUUCAGUCAAGAUGAAUUAGUUGUUGAGACAGACAAAAAUAAUGGAUUGGUAGUUAUUGAGCUGCAUCCUCCAAAUCCAUGGGAUGCAGACCCCAGGCAGGCUGAAGAGCUGGGUUUUGGAGAGGUACAGGUAAACUAUCUAACUCAUGCAUGUAUGGAGCUUGUACUUGGAGACAAAAUAUUUAUAUUUGACCCAUGGCUAAUGGGUCCAGCCUUUGCACGUGGCUGGUGGUUACUUCAUGAACCACCCUGUGACUGGAUGGAAAGGCUUUGUCGUGCUGAUCUCAUCUACAUCAGCCACAUGCAUUCUGAUCAUCUCAGUUACCCUACACUGAAGAAACUAGCCGAACAAAGACCAGAUGUGCCAAUUUAUGUUGGAAAUACAGAACGACCUGUUUUCUGGUACCUUGACCAGAGUGGUGUUAAGCUGACCCAAAUAAAUAUUGUUCCUUUUGGAGUUUGGCAACAAGUGGACCAGAACCUUAGAUUUAUGAUACUGAUGGAUGGUGUUCAUCCAGAGAUGGAUACUUGCAUAAUUGUUGAAUAUAAAGGGCACAAAAUCCUAAAUACAGUGGACUGCACCAGGCCAAAUGGUGGAAAGCUUCCUGAGAAAGUUGACCUUAUGAUGAGUGACUUUGCAGGAGGAGCCUCAGGAUUCCCAAUGACGUUCAGCGGAGGAAAAUUCACUGAGGUAUGGAAAGCCCAGUUUAUUAAGACUGAAAGGAGGAAAUUGCUGAAUUACAAGGCCCAGCUGGUUACCGAUUUAAAGCCAAAAAUCUAUUGUCCUUUUGCAGGAUAUUUUGUUGAAGCUCAUCCUUCUGACAGUUAUAUCAAGGAAACCAACCUUAAAAAUGACCCAGAAGAAUUGAACAGAUUAAUAAAAAAGAAAUGUGCUGAUGUUUUCACGUGGACACCAAAACCGGGAGCGACUUUGGAUUUAGCAAGGAUUCUCAAAGAUCCAACUGAUAGUAAAGGAAUUAUGGAUCCUCCUGCAGGGACAAAAGUUUUCAAAGAGUUGUGGGACUUCAAACCAUACAUUGAUUCUCUCAGUGCUGCAAUUGAUGAUGAGAUAUUUUGCUAUCCCUCCUGGAUAAAAGAAUACUAUGUGUGGGCUGGAUUUAAAGGCUACAACCUUGUAAUAAGAGUGAUAGAAACUGAUGAUGAUUUCAACCCUUUGCCUGGAGGCUACAACUAUUUGGUGGAUUUUUUAGACUUAACAUUCCCAGCAGAGAGACCAAGCCGUGACUCUCCAUAUGAAGAGAUCAAAGCCCGAGUCAGUGUCAUGAGACAUGUAGUGAAGCAUGGAUUGCUCUGGGAUGACCUCUAUAUAGGAUUCCAAACUCGGCUACAACGUGACCCUGACAUAUAUCACCAUCAGUUUUGGAACCAUUUCCAAAUAAAACUACCUCUGACGCCACCUGAUUGGAAGUCUUUCUUGGCACAGCUCAAGAGUAUCUGAAAUAGAAAUGAAAAGGCACUCACUUUACAGCUGUUAAGUGACAUGGCUGAUAAAAAUGUCAUUGUAUAAAUGCUUGAUUUUACUGCUUGAGACAGUAUAAUAAAUUUUUAUAUGCAUAUUAUUUAUAUGUGAAUAUAUUCUGACAUAAUGAUGGAAUAAUUGUUGCCUCCUCCAAUCAUAACAGUUUAAAAUACAGAAAAAGAGAGGAAACAUAAAUAAUGUCACCAGUGAACAUUGUAGAUGUCUGCUGCACCCUCUAAUGGUUGUAUUUGUUCUUGAUACAUGUUUUCAAGUCAUUUCUGACCCAUUGUGACACUAAGACCAACCUAUCACAGAGUUUUCUUGGGCUGAGAGUGUGAAGACGGAAUUUCAGCUGGUGCUGCUUUUUACUUGGUUACAUGAGUGAAGCCCCUCCAAUUUUCAUUGUGUCAAUCCCCUUCAAUUUUCGGGUUUUCUAGUACUGUCUGUACUGAUGAGUUCUAUAUCUAAUUACAAAAAACCAAACAGAUUACAUGUCCAUUUCUCUGUGCUUCCUUUUUUUUGUCAUACUGAAAAUUAUAGGUAGCUGUC